Messenger RNA from Psammomys obesus (fat sand rat), 1081 nucleotides. RefSeq names its product intercellular adhesion molecule 4 (Landsteiner-Wiener blood group) (gene Icam4). The record is from RefSeq and is a predicted model, not a curated record. Gene Ontology annotation, cellular component: membrane. Gene Ontology annotation, molecular function: integrin binding. The transcript has 3 exons. Lineage: Eukaryota; Metazoa; Chordata; Mammalia; Rodentia; Muridae. Bases 249 to 1043 code for a protein of 264 amino acids. Gene Ontology annotation, biological process: cell-cell adhesion.
AUUAAAAAAAAAUUUUAAAAAAAUUACCUUUUGGGGCUUAAGUGAAAACUGAAACUCAGUUCAGAAAAGUGUAAUGACUUUUGGUUGAUGGUAGGGUCUGAUGUGUCAUUUCGCAGAGGAGGCAGUUAUCUUCAACAGAGCUUCAGGGGGUGGGGACCCUCUGGGGUGUGGCUAGGGAGCAUUCUUAUCUCCCCGGCCAGCCUAAGCUCCCUGGCGCCCGUCCUGCACCCAAGCGUGGGCUUUGUGCCAUGGAGUCUGUCUUUCUGCUCCCGUUGCUCUUGCUGGUGGCCCUCUACCCGAGGGGUGGGAGCCCCGAACAUAAGUGGACGCAAAGUUCUCCCGUGCCUUCCGUGACCUCAGCAACUUUCUGGGUGCGUCUCAGUCCGGAGCUGCAUGCGGUGCCUCCCGGGGGCUCGGUGUGGCUUAACUGCAGCCACAGCUGCCCCCUGCCGGCGCGUCCCAGCCUGCACACUCAGCUGCGCCAGGGAACGACACACAAUGGAUCCGGCUGGGUGUCUUACCAGCUCCUGGAUGUGAGGGCCUGGAGUUCCAAGGUGCGCUGCGUCGUCACCUGCGCGGGAGAGACGCGGGAGGCCACCGCCAGAAUCACCGCUUACAGACCGCCCAGAAGCGUGAUCCUGGAGCCUCCCGUCCUAGUUGGUCACAAGUACACUUUACGCUGCUAUGUGACACACGUGUUCCCCGUGGGGUUCUUGGUGGUGAGCCUGAGGAGAGGUGGCCGGGUGAUUCAUUUUGAAAGUCUGGAGCGCUACACCAGCUCCUAUCUGGCUAAUGUCACUUUGACCCACGUGAUGCGGGCCGGACCCAACGACCUCUUGCAACCGCUCACCUGCCAUGCACGCCUCAAUCUCGACGGGCUAGUGGUGAGCAGCAGCUCGGCACCUGUUAUGCUGACGGUCCUGGCUUUGAGCCCAGCCGCGAUAGCCUUGGCUUCUACCUCCAUCGCAGCCGUGGUGGGGGUCCUCCUGGCUGUGGGGACUGUUUCCUUGCGCAAGUAUCUGGCCCUGAAGACACAGUUAUAGACAGAUGUUCGAUGCCUGACGAGAAGGAGGGGAAAAGA